Penicillium diatomitis is the source of this 561-nucleotide messenger RNA. RefSeq names its product Apq12 family protein. The coding region runs from base 1 to 561 and encodes 186 amino acids. The transcript is spliced from 2 exons. Lineage: Eukaryota; Fungi; Ascomycota; Eurotiomycetes; Eurotiales; Aspergillaceae. The record is from RefSeq and is a predicted model, not a curated record.
AUGGACCAUCUUCCAGAACCGCUUCAAGCUGUCCUCACAAAUGCAACAUACACCUACCUCCGCUCUAGCGCCCACUCCCAACUCACAACCCACCUUUCCACCUUCCGCGAAGCCAUCAUCAACCCAUACAUCCUCGACCCACUCUCCCAAUUCCUCGCCGCCACGCUCGGUCUGUCCUCCUCAAUGCCCGAUCUCAUGACAAGUGUGAUGCUCGUGGGCCUCUUGCUUGUGUCUCUGGUUAUACUGGACUAUGUGCGCCGCUUGGUGAUAUGGUGGGUGAUGUGGUGGGUACGGUUCAUUGUGCGAGUGGUAUUCUGGGGAUUGGUGGUGUUUGCGGGCUUUUAUGUGUAUAAUUUUGGCGUGGAUAAGACCGUUCAGGAUGCGGGCCGGUUGGUCGGUUUCGCGAUGGGAUUUGCGGAGCAGGUGUGGAAUAUGGUUGAGAGUGCGAGCGCGAAUCGGAACGGGCAUGGGAAUGGGAAUCAGAAGGGGAGUUGGAAUCGGGGUGCCAGUGGGAGCGGGUGGAAUUCCAACGGCGGUGCAAGUGGUGGUAGAUGGUGGUAG